AUCCUCAUCAUUAUCAUCAUUAUCAGAAUCUGCCAAUUCAAACAAGACAACAUAGAGGUUGAUGUUGCUUCAUUAGAUUGCUACCUGUCAGAAAGAAACCUGCAGAAGAUGACUUCAUUUGAGCUGAUCGGCUGAAAGCAGCAUGAGAUAACUGCUGAUUCAAGCUAUUUUCGCUUGCUGCUCCAAGAAGAUGUUCUUGUGUGUGAGCUGACUGACGGGGUAGUGGUCUCAGUGGUGAUCUAGCAGGAGACGUUCCCACCAGCAGACACCACCAAGAGAGAUGGCUCGCCCGGGAUCGGGGCUCCUGGUGCCCAUGAACGGAGUGGGGUACCCACCUCAGAACCUGGCCCGGGUGGUGGUCUGGGAGUGGAUGAAUGAACACGGGCGCUGGAGGCCGUACAGUGCGGCAGUGUGCCACCACAUCGAGAACGUACUGAAGGGGGAUGCCAGGGGAAGCGUGGUUCUGGGGCAGGUGGAUGCCCAGCUCUCCCCUUACAUCAUCGACCUCCAGUCCAUGCACCAGUUUCGACAGGACACAGGCACCAUGAGGCCUGUGCAGAGGAACUUUUACGACCCGUCAUCAGCCCCAGGGAAAGGUGUGGUUUGGGAGUGGGAGAACGACAAUGGCUCAUGGACACCGUAUGACAUGGAGAUCUGUGUGACCAUCCAGAACGCCUAUGAGAAGCAGCACCCUUGGCUGGACCUGACCUCUUUGGGCUUCUGCUACCUCAUCGAUUUCAAUAGCAUGUGCCAGACCAACCGGCAGAGUCAGCGCAAGCGGCGCCUUCGUAGACGAAUGGACCUUGCGUACCCACUCAUCAUGGGCUCCAUUCCCAAGUCCCAGUCAUGGCCUGUGGGCGCAAGCUCUGGUCAACCUUGUUCAUGCCAGCAGUGCAUCUUGGUGAACAGUACAAGAGCGGCCUCUAAUGCCAUUUUAGCCUCUCAGCGGCGAAAGCUCUAUGGAGGAACGACUGGCAACUCAGGCACCACGGGAACCCUUAGCGGAGUGCGGCAGAGCAACACCUUUGCUGGAACCUCCCUGUGGUCCCCAACGUCCGGCUCUUCAGGCACCAACCACAAUAACAUAAGUGUGGGAAAUGGGCAGCCUAAAGCUGAACAGGUGCAGUCGCCGCUUUCUGCCAACUUCCCCUGUUCUCCGGUAAUGCCAUCACUUUCAUCCUCCCACGGUCACCACGCGCUCACCAUCAAUGGACAGAACAAUCUGAACCGGCCAGGUACCCAGCGAAUUUCCAUGGGGACCACUCGAGGAGCCAUCCCACCCGGUGUUCCUGCUUUACCAGUGAAAAACCUGACUGGCUCUGGACCUGUGCAUCCAGCACUAGCAGGUAUGACAGGUAUCCUGAUGUGCGCUGCAGGUCUGCCGGUUUGCCUGACUCGAGCUCCAAAGCCUAUACUGCACCCGCCACCCAUCAACAAGAGCGACAUGAAGCCUGUGCCAGGGAUCAAUGGCAUGCGGCGCAAAACCAAGAAGAAGCAUCUGAAGAGAGGGAAAAACCCAGAAGAUGUGGUUCGAAGAUACACAGAAAAGAUCAAAGUCCUGCCAGAUGAGGACUGCACCAUCUGCAUGGAGAGGCUGGCGAUGUCGUCGGGCUAUGAAGGCGUCCUGCAGCACAAAGGCAUCAAGCCAGAGCUGGUGGGCAAACUUGGCAAAUGUGGUCACAUGUACCAUCUGCUGUGCCUGGUGGCCAUGUACAACAAUGGCAAUAAGGAUGGAAGUCUGCAGUGUCCAACAUGCAAAUCCAUCUAUGGGGAGAAAACAGGCACCCAGCCGCCUGGGAAGAUGGAGUAUCACGUCAUCCCUCACUCUCUGCCCGGCUACUCAGACUGCAAAACCAUCCGCAUCGUGUAUGACAUCCCCGCUGGGAUCCAGACAAAUGAGCACCCCAACCCGGGCAAGAAGUUCAGUGCCAGAGGCUUCCCUCGACACUGCUACCUCCCCGACAACGAGAAAGGCAGGAGGGUCCUAAAGCUGCUCAUCAUGGCUUGGGACCGGCGCCUUAUCUUCACCAUUGGCACAUCCAGCACCACAGGAGAGUCCGAUACGGUCGUGUGGAACGAGAUUCACCACAAGACAGAGUUUGGCUCCAACCUGACCGGCCACGGCUAUCCUGACCCCAAUUACUUGGACAAUGUCUUGACGGAGCUGUCGGCUCAGGGUGUGGGAGAAGACAAUCUGAAGGACUGAUGGCCAGCCAGACUUGCAACCAGCAACUAAGUCCAGCAUCCUUCAGUGAAUAGAGUGCAUGAUCAGCCACAACUCCUUAAUCACUAACAAGCUGAAACAUUCUUCAGAAGUGGCUGAAUGAGAGCAAUAGAAGCAGAAGCCAAUGGUUCUGAUUUGUGUUUGAUCUCCACCCAGCUGUCUCUUGAUCUAUGCCUUGAGUCCACGAUGAGCGCCCUCUCCUUCUGACAGGGAUGAGGAUGUGAGGGUCAUUUUAUACUCAUGUUGCAAGCUGCAUUUUGUGUCAUCUCCUUUUUAAAUGAAAACCUCUAAACAUUCAGCGUUGAAUAGUCAGGGUCCAGAUCAGACAUCAUUUAAAGGUGAAGCUCUUGAAUGCAUGAUCCCGACUAAUGCUGCAUUAUGGAUGAUGAGCAAAGUGCUUCGACAGGGUGAAGAGACAGAGGAUCAGUUGUUAGCAUAUGGGAUCAUUUUACUGUGACAUUUUUAUUUUACAAUUAAUAAUUGCCCUGUUACAAAUCCAACACCUACAAAAGUAUUCACACCCCUUUGUCUACUAGUAACAUCAAACUGAGUAUUUUUUUUCUUUCAGGCUUUUAUGUGAUGCACUCACUCAAAGAAGUCAGAGUUGGUUUAAUGGGAGAAAUAAAGGUUUUUAGGAUGUUUUUGAACAACUUAUUAACAACAGACAUUUUUUUGGGAAAUUCUAUAAAUCUCUGAGGUAUAUUUUUACCAACUUUACGCAUUGAGCAUCAGUCAAAUCAUUGAAAUACUUUUGUUGGCAGUUUUUCUUCAAUGGAUAUUACUCUGACUUUGACUAGGCCACCCUAACACAUUAAAAUACAGAUUUAUUGAAAGUCUUUAAGGCCUUUUUAAGUUUUUAUCCUAGAAAAAUCUCUGCCAUGAUCGUAUACAUUUUCUGUGGGGACUUUUUAUGGGGAAAUUUCAUACCCACAGCAUGAUGGGUAUCACCACCUUGUUUCCCUUUGCCGAUGCUGUGUUCAUGGUGAUGUAAAAGCAACACUUUGUAACUUUUGACCCAAGCAUUAGCUCCUUUAAGACAAAUUAGACAUGCAUCAGCGCACUUGGAGGGUAUUGAUGCAUGCUGCCAUUUUUAAAAACUCCCCCAUGUAAUAUGAGAGGGUAGGAUAUCUUGCCCAAUGAGUCAUGUGAUCCAGAGCACCGCUUUACAUGAGCCUGAGCUCCCUUUUAAGCUAAGCUGAAAGUUGCAACAAAACAUAUGACACUUACCUGAUCAAACAUAUCUUUGGUUCUCUGAUGAGAAUUUAUUUUGGACUGCUAAAUGUUGAUUUUACAAGUAACUCCGUUAGGGAUGCACGAUAUAAUCGGCCCCCUAUCGGUAUCAGCCUGUAUCGGCCUUAAAACUGAAUAUCGGACAUCAGCCACCCCACCGAUAUUUAACCCGAUAUUUGAUCAGCUUCUGAGUUUCU
This is a messenger RNA of Cyprinodon tularosa, 3651 nucleotides long. RefSeq names its product deltex 1, E3 ubiquitin ligase (gene dtx1). Bases 281 to 2206 code for a protein of 641 amino acids. The transcript is spliced from 9 exons. Gene Ontology annotation, biological process: Notch signaling pathway; protein ubiquitination. Gene Ontology annotation, molecular function: zinc ion binding; ubiquitin protein ligase activity. Gene Ontology annotation, cellular component: nucleoplasm. Lineage: Eukaryota; Metazoa; Chordata; Actinopteri; Cyprinodontiformes; Cyprinodontidae. The record is from RefSeq and is a predicted model, not a curated record.